This is a messenger RNA of Strigops habroptila (Kakapo), 1323 nucleotides long. RefSeq names its product uromodulin-like. The transcript is spliced from 9 exons. Gene Ontology annotation, biological process: neutrophil migration. The record is from RefSeq and is a predicted model, not a curated record. Lineage: Eukaryota; Metazoa; Chordata; Aves; Psittaciformes; Psittacidae. Bases 1 to 1323 code for a protein of 440 amino acids. Gene Ontology annotation, cellular component: cell surface; apical plasma membrane.
AUGGAUGUAUACAAAGUCUUGAAGGUGGAGAGCCCAGCGACACUCAUGCAGCUUCCACGCCGUCUUAGUGGUGACAGCCUUGGCCAUGGCUCGGCUCGGCUCGGCCGCUCAGAUAGACAGGGUAGAAAGCGUCUUCCUCUGACCGGGGAGCUGGCAAGCCCCAGGCGAGGGGCUGCCCUCCGUCUCAAGAGGAGCCUGAACUCCUGCCUGCCAAACCCAUGUCAGCACCAGGGGCACUGCCAGCUGAUGGAGGACAGACCCGUUUGCAGCUGCAGACCAGGCUUCGCAGGGGCAUUCUGCCAAGAUGUGGUACUGAAGUUGGCCUGUGAGGAAGAGCACAUGAAGAUGAUGGUGAGGAAGGAGGCGUUUGAACUCCUGAAGAUCCCCCGGCGGCUUGUCCACUUGAGGAACCAGGCAUGCAAGGUCUCAGAAAGGGAAGAAGAGGGUGAGCUGUUUUUUGCAGCCACUCUCACAGGUGAAAACCACACUGCUUGUGGAUCAGUAAUUCAGCAAAACAGCUCCCACGUGUCGUACUCCAAUGUCAUGGAGUCAGAGCGGGAAGCGCAUGGGGCAGCAAUCUCCCGGAGUUUUCAGCUUGAGGUGCAUUUCUCCUGUGUCUACGCCUACGAGCAGGUGGUGAGGCUGCCCUUCACUGUCACUGCUGUUGACAAGCUGGUGCAGUUCGUGGUCAGAGAAGGACACUUCAACGUCAGCAUGAGACUGUACAAGACCCCCUCCUACCUCCAGCCCUAUCACCUGCCGGCUGUGGCUGUCCCUGUCACAGACACACUCUAUGUUCUGCUGAAGAUAGAAGGACAGCACCAGAUCAAGUACUUCCUGCUGAGUGUUGAGGACUGCUGGGCCACGCCGAGCGCAGAUCCCUACCAGGACGUGCAGCACAAGCUUAUUGAGAAGGGGUGUCCCCAUGAUGAGACAGUGACAUACCUGAACAGCUUUGGAGAGAGAACUACCGCCAAGUUCAGCUUCCAGAUGUUCCAGUUUGUCGGUUACCCCGAGGUGUUCCUGCACUGUCGUGUCCAGCUCUGUCUCCCCAACGGCCCAGAGCCCUGUGCCAAGCAGUGCCCCAGGCACCGGUGGAGCAAGCGGGCACUGGCCAAUGACUACAAUAAGAUUGUCUCCUAUGGGCCCAUCCACCUGCUGGCUGCUCCUUCCUUGGGAGCAGAGACCCACCAUUCCCGGACUGACCAACAUGACCUGGGGGGACCCAACCCAUGGCUCCCUGGGGCCCUCCUCCUGCUGUGUGCUCUCAGUUUGCUCACUGUGGCUGUGGUGGCUGUUGGCGUGAGGCGUCGGGCAGCGUAG